UAAAAACACCCUUCUAGCCUCCUAUAUUAUGUACAAAAGUUGCUUAUUUUUUAUUGUCGUUUCCUCAACUGUUUUUCUAAAUUAUUAAAUCAAUUGAUAAAUUGAAUCCCUUGUACUACUAUAUAAAUAGAGCUGAAUUGAAGCACCAAAAUCCUCCUUCCCUUUCUCUUUCAACUCUAAAUAUCUAAAAACAAUAAAAAUUUUGUGUGGUAUUAUUAUUAAUCUUAGUUUAAGUUGAUAUUAUAAAUUAUGGGGAGACAUGAAGAUGAAAUUCCUACAAAUCCAAAUUUAUACCCAGAAGAAUUACAGCUUAAAUUAUAUCAAGCAUUUAUAUUUUCAAUACCAAUAUUAUUUGCCAUCAUUUUAUUUCUUUUAUUUUAUCUCUUUUAUCUCAAGAGAAGAGCCAACAAUAAUAUGUCAACACAUCCAAGAUUACAGCAAUCUGUUCAUCAUCACUCUGUCUCUUUCCUUUCCCCUCCAUGGAGUAUAGGGAUCAAAGGAGAAAUAAAGGACAAGUUACAAGUAAUCCAGUUUGAUGAAGAAUUAAGAUCAAAAGAUUCACUAUGUUGUGUUUGCUUGGGAGAGUUUGAGUUGAAGGAGGAGCUAAGACAACUGCCAUUGUGCAAACACGUGUUCCAUGGCGAUUGCAUCCGCCUCUGGCUCCGAACCAACGCUACGUGUCCACUCUGCAGGUGCCAUGUCAUGCCUGCCCUAAAGACGGGCCGGCCUGUUGGGCUUGGUCCAGACCUUGUAAACCUAGGAAAUGGUAACCCUAUCUCACAACUUGAGUUAGAAAACGUUGGAAGUGGUAGUACCUCAGAAGUGCACAACUCAACAAGAACGGAAGAGCAUGUAAUUGAAAUUGCUGAUGAGUUACCUUCAAGUAGCAACAACGCUUCAUAAAAUACCUUUAAAUAUAAUUCUAAUUUAAACCAAGUAACAUUCCAAUAAAUUAAAUCCGUCGUCCAAGUUUAUGUUAGGAGGUAUGAAAAAAUCCAAUUCUAAAUAUUGUACAUGUGGUAGUACCUAGGAUAGUUGUGAUGAUACGUGAGACGACUAUGGAGUAUAGUGUACAUGUUUGUGCUGGCGUAUAACCUCGACGACCAGCGUUGUGGUGGUGCAUCUAUCACGCCGGGUGUCAUGUACAAAAUUUGAUUCUCUAGAGAGAAGGAACUUAUAUUGCUCUGGGUGUUGGUCUAUAAGUUAAGGGGGAAAAGCUAAGGUUGCCCCAAAAUUUUGUAGCUUAGGAUGAAUAUGAAUUGAAUAAAACUUGUAGCUUAUAUAUUUAGUAA
Messenger RNA from Chenopodium quinoa (quinoa), 1292 nucleotides. Its product is annotated as probable E3 ubiquitin-protein ligase RHA4A. Gene Ontology annotation, biological process: protein ubiquitination. Gene Ontology annotation, molecular function: transferase activity. NCBI's taxonomy places the organism in Eukaryota, Viridiplantae, Streptophyta, Magnoliopsida, Caryophyllales, Amaranthaceae. The coding region runs from base 250 to 903 and encodes 217 amino acids. The transcript has 3 exons. The record is from RefSeq and is a predicted model, not a curated record.